AUGUCGACGUGCUCGCCGGCGUCGUCGUCAUCUUACGACUCGAACAAGGGCUCCGCCUCGAGUUGUGGCGACCGUCCUUCCACUAGCGAUGGCUUUAAUAAGGUUAAUUGGUUAAUUAGUUGUUUUAAAAAUGUAAUAUAACGCUUUUAGAAGUUUCUGGUUAGUAUUAUUUACAGAAAUAUCAAAAGUAUAUAUAAUAACCGUUUUAUUUUGAAAGAACAGAAAUUAGGAAAAUUUUCCGUUCUUGCAGCAUAAGAUAUUACCUUCCGAAAAACGAAAUCUUUAAUUUUUCGAAGCUUAAAAAGAUUUUUAAGGCUUUCAAGCAGCAUCCUUACCAGUAUGAAUGUACCUUUUUAUGAAUUUUCAAAAAAAAAUUUUUUUUUCUUCCAAAAUUUCUUGGUUUUGACAUUUUUUGAUGUUUUUUUUUGUGUUAUUUAGUUUUUUUUCAAUAGGUUGGGUAGGUAUUAUUUGAGAGAAUUAUAGGACAAAAAAAGAUAUUUAAAAAAAUUAAGAUGUUUCUAGAAUAAGUUGUCGCUAUAAGUCCUCUCGUUUCAUGUUAAAAUCUAAUUUUUUUCUUCAAAAAAAUAUUAAAUUUUUUUCAGAGUUUGACUUUGAUAAUAAUGCUUCAAAGCAGCUUUUUUUAGUGUUUUUUUAGAGCUCAAAAAUUUUAAUUUUUUUGCAUUUUUUUCAGGAAGUUUUUGAAGUACCAUUAUUUUUCAGUGUGAAUUCAGGUUUUUCUUGUACCCUUUUUUUGUAUUUUUUUCGUAAGAAAAAAAUCAGAAUUUUUGAGAUUUUCACAGUCUCCCCCGCAGUUCUUCUUCCAAGUUCUAAAAGAAAAAAAUUCCUAAAUUUUUUUCAUUUUUUUCAAGGCUUAAUAAUACAUUUUUCCUGCCUUGAAUUUGGAAUUCCACCCUGUUUUUUUAGUGAUAUUUUGCAUGUUCCAGGCCUCGAAUUCCUCGCCGGCGAUGGCCCGAUCGGUGCCUUCGAGCCACGAAGCGACGUCGCCUCCAGAAACCGCCGCUUCUAGGGAUUACGUCUAUUUUACGUCAGUUUUUCGUCAAAAAACGGAAUUUUUUGAAUUUUUAUGUGCUAAAAGUCUGUAAGGGGGCGUCUUUUUUCAUCUAUUUUUGUUCGCAAUAGAUCAAAAGUUUAAAAUGUUUAUAGUUUGCUCACAGACAGAUCUGUGGCGUGGAGGUAGAAAUCCAGGAAAAUUAUAAUUUCAUGCGAAUAAGUUCUUCCUAGAAGAUUUUCUGAGAAAAUUUGGAACUUUUCGGAAAAUUUGAAGGUUUUUAAGGGAAUCUAGCGCUUUGAACAAUGUUUAAAAGUGUAUUAAUAUUUUUUUGGAAUUUUUGUUUUUUUGAGAAUUUUAGAAAAAAUUGAUUGCAAUAGGAGUGGGGGGCUUUUGCAAAUUUUUCCAAAAAAAAAUUAAAAAUUUGGAUUUUUUGAGGUUCAAUCAAAAGCUUGAAUGAGUAUUUUUUACAUAUUUUAUUAGCUUUUUUUGGGAUUUUGGGGAAACUUGUUCUAGAAGUUUAUGAAAAAUAAUUGAAAUAAGAGCGAUUUCAAAAUUUUCUUAUAGAGUUUGAAAUUCCCAAACUGAACCAGAGAAAUGGGAAUAUUUAAGCUUGAUUGAACAUUUUUUUAACAACUUUACCAUUUUGAGUAGGAUCUUUAGUUUUUUUGAGCAAAUUUUUUUGUGGGAAUAUUCAGGAUUAUCGGUCAAAAAAAGGAGAAGUUUCGAAACUUUAUAAGAAAGUUUAAAUUUCCAAACAGAUUCAUAAAUAUGUGAAUUUUUUUAGCUUCAUUGAGUAUUCUAACAAUUUUACCAUUUUUUGUGGUAUCUUCAGUUUUUGAGCAAACUUUUUGGGGAAAUAUUAAGAAAAAUCGGUCAAAAUAAGACUGAUUUUUGAAACUUACUCAUAGAGUUUUUAAAUUCCCUAAAUGAACGGGAAACAUUGGAUUUAUCAAGCUUAUUUGAGAGUUCUUAACGAGUUUUUUUGAAAUAUUAUUUUUAGGGUCUUUGGAGUUUUUUUAUGCAAAUUUCUCGAAAAUCAGGAAAAAAAUUAUUGGAUUAAAUCGAUUUCGUAACUUUGUUGUACAGCUUGAGAUUCCCCUAACUGAACCAGGAAAAUGGGGAUUUUUUUAGGCUUUAUUGAGUAUUUUUUUAACAAUUUUAUCAUUUUUUUAGUGGGAUCUGUAAGUUUUUUUGGGCUUGUCUUUAUUUUUUUAUUACCAAUUUAAAGGCUUUUUGAGCAGAAAAUUGAGAAAAAUAAGGCAGUUUUUAGAAGGUUUAACCCAAUAAUUCUGAAGCGAUUUGAAAGAAAUUUCAGCUAUUUUUAGGGAUUCCAACCCGAAAAUCCUGAUGAAACUUGAAAAACUAAUAAUUUCCAGAACGGACAUGGCCAACCAAGCCGUGUUGGACAUGGAACGGGAGAAAGGCACCUACGGGACUCUCUUCGAAUGGCAUCAGCGACGGCGGAGGCCCGAACUCGAGGCCCAAGCGCGGCCCAACUCCGCGGCCCGAACGCCCAACUCGGCGCCGCCCCUCGACCUCCCGCAGCCCGCCUCCAAUGCCACGGUGCCCGCCGUCCUGACCCCCACUCUGCCUUUCAGUCCUCAUGAUGUUUGAUUUGAUCUUUUCAAUAAAAAAAAAAUAAGUAGAAAAUGCAAAAUUAAGAACCUUAUCACCAUAGAAACAGUAUAGUUAUCUAUUUUGCCUUUUUCUAAGUUCACCAUCAAAAAAUUAACAUCCUUUCAGAUGAAGAAAUGAGGAAAGAAUGAAAAAAAAAAUCCAGGAAAAUUGUCCAUUUUUGUCCGUUUAUCAAGCUCAAAUAUGAGAAAAUUGAUUUAUUUGAACUUGUAAAAAUAAAAGUUUUUAAACUAACUUUCUUAAGGAUCUUUAGAAUUUGGCGGGUUUUCCAAAAGUUAAUACACUUUUUGAGCGUUCGUGAUUUAAGUUUUUAAGCGAGCUUUAUGAUUUCUAAUUUUUUUAUAAAUGUAAGUUUAUCACCUCUUUUUUUGUCCAAGAUUUUUUUGGAUUUUUUUCAAAGAAAGAAAUCAAGAAUAUUUCUAUCCCAUUAAGUUACCUACAAUGAGAAAAAAACAUUUUUUUCGCAGUAACUAAAAAAAUUGGAAUUAGAAAAAAAUUUUUGAAGUAAAUUCAUUCAGAAAUUUCUCGAAUAUGGCUAUUUUUUUCCAGACAUCAACGCAGUUUUUUUAAAUUGUCGUGAUGAAAAAAAUUUGGAAUAAUCUUCCUAAAUUUUUAGUUUAUCCGUUUAUUAAUGCACAGAAUUUUUUUGGGAAUGAAUCAGAAUUUUUUUCAGUUUGAAACAGUCAAAAUGAGAAAAAAAAAUUUUUUUAAGUAAAAUUCAUUCAUAAAUUUUUUUGAAUUUUUGGCGGUUUUUUUCAGACAUCAUUUUAAGUAAGCUUCAUAAAAAAACGCUCAGUUUUUGGGCAAGGUUUUUUUCGAUUUUUUUCGAAAAAAAUGUCUUUGAAAUAAUUUUUUUCCUUUUGAAAUGCUCAAAAAGAGAUCUUUUUUCAAGAUCAAAAAUCAUGAAAUUUCCAGGAAAAAGUCCUGACCCCGUUGAGCGAAGGGCCGAUGUCAAACGAGGGACGGAAAGGCGUCAAGCGGAAAAAUGUUCGUUUUUUAAAGAAAUUUCUAUCAAAAUCUAUUUUUAGGAGGAUGACGUCCAAAAAGAGGCGAAAAUCGCGAAAACCGAGUCUGGAACGGCGGAAAAUUCGCCUUUGCCGCCGAAACCUGAGGAGAAUCCGCUCAAGUUGGUAUUGCUCAUGUUAGAGGGGGAGAAGCUUGAAAAUUUAGCUUUUUCGGCCUUCAAACUGACUAAUUUUCAUCAAAAAUUACUUUUUUCUCUUGAGUUUCCACUUAAUUGACUCAUGGUCGCAUGUAGAAUGGCUAAGCGCGUGAUUUGAGUUGCGCCGGACCCGAAACGACUUGCGCGCGCCCCAUAAAUUUUCAGCCCUUUUUCGGAUUUUUAUCAGAAAAUAACAAAUGUUAUAAUAAAAGACAGUGAAAAAUAAGAAAAUAAAGACAUUUUUUUCAGAAAAAUGGAACUUAUGACCAACUCCCAACAGUUCCACACCAUCCUCAAUGAUGUCGUUGAUGCUCCCGCGAAAAAGUAAAAAAAUUCCAUGGAAAAAUGGAAAAGUGGUCAUUUUAGGGACGAACGAGCGGCGAAACUUGAGAAAUUGGACGACAUCGGCAAGCAGGUCCAAGUCGAGCAGGAGAUGAUGAAACAGCGCGAAAUCAUGCAUCAGAAUUAUCAGGUUAAUCUUUUUUUGUUAUUGAGUAAUUAUAGACAAUUUUUACGAUUUUCAGAAAGAUUUGUUCAAAAAUUCGUUUCUAGCUGGGAAAUUCUAGUUUUUUUUUUAUUUUCAGAAACUUUCUAUUGGAUUUCUCGUUUUGAAAAGAUGAACAAAAAAUUGUUUUUCUAGGUUUUUAAAGGAGCAUCUUAGGAAAUCCUAGGGGUCCCUAUAGUGGCAAAUUUAGGAUCCUUAAAAAUUCCCUAUAGGGGUCACUUUUGCAAGCUUUAUUGCCCCUAGGAGAAGCAUGCUAGUGGUCCCUAGAGUGGUUUAGUUUUUAAUAAAUAAGCGUUAUUUGAAUGGUGAAAAAAUCCACCGUUAAUAGAGUGAUCGAGUUUGUCUUCUUAACUUUCAAAUAGGAACACAAAUUUGAAAAAAAAAACUCCCCAUAGGGGCCACUUGUUUGAGUACGUCGGCGGUCUGAACUUAAACCCCUAAAGAGGACACUUUUUGCCUCUAAAGGGCCGCUGUUUUCCCCUAACCCCUCUAGGGACCACUUGAGGUUAAACAGUUUGGGGGUCCGUCCUAAAACCCUAUAGCGACCACUUGAAUUUCAUCCCUGUAAGAGGCACUUUUUUGUCCCUCAUAGUGGCUUUUGUCCCUAAUCCCUAUAGGGACCAAUUGAGCUUCAACGGCUGGGGAAAUUCAUUCUAAACCCCUAUAGCGACCACUUAAAUUUAACUCCUGUAGGGGACACUUUUUUUUUCCCUUAUAGAUACUUUUUCCCUAAACCCCUAUAAGGACCACCUUAACUUUACCCCUAUAAGGACUACUUUUUUGGCCCCUAUAGUGGCUUUUCUCCCUAAUCCCUAUAGUGACCACUCUGGCUUUUCUCAGUAGAAAAAGAAAAAAAAAAAUUCAAAAGUUCCAAAUUUUCAGAUGCAAAUGAAGCGAAUGCAGCAGCAGCAGCCGUACAUGUCGCCACAGUAUCCGAUGCCGGGAUUUCCCCCUGGAAAUCCGGCCAUGAUGCCCGGCGGGAUGCCCGCGGGAGUCCAGCCGCCGACCAGCGCCGCGGCCGGUCCAUUCUCCGCCGGCGCCUUCCCGCCCGGCUACCCGGGUCUCCCGAACAUGCCGCCGAUGCCCGGACCCUACCCUCCUCACUUUUUCCCCCACGGCAUUCCGCCUGGUAAAUUUUAUUCUCUCUUUAGAUGAUUUAGGGAUUAAUUAGUUGAUUAGUGAUAACGUUAAAAUUAUUGUACCUUUAUUGGGUGAUCAAGAAGCCCAUUUAUCACGUGAAGUUUGUGCAAACCCUUCAAUUUUUCGUUUCCCCUAGUCUUGUAGGGGCCAUAUUUUGCAUAACCCUGACCCUUUUUUCAGUUCUUAGCCCAUUAAAUGAAAAAUCAAUCUUUAUAACAUAAAAUCCUGAAGCCUAGAUAAUUAAACUUUUUAAUGAAAUUUCAAAGUUCUAAAAAAAUCCCAACCAAACCUCUCCAAUUUUCAGGUUACCCAAUGUCGGCGCCCGGCAAGAUGCCGCCAUUCCCCUCCCCAGGAUUCCCUCAGCCGAUGGCGGGCAUGCCCCCGGAGGCCCGCGGAUGCCCGUCCCGCCUCACAUGA
Molecule: messenger RNA, 5871 nt
Organism: Caenorhabditis auriculariae
Lineage: Eukaryota; Metazoa; Nematoda; Chromadorea; Rhabditida; Rhabditidae
Source: the annotation of a GenBank genome assembly